AUGGCGAUCCCACCACAUAACACCUACAUGAGCAUUCCGCCCCCACCAUUACCCGAGUUCUACAUGUCGAAGGAGGCGACAGCCGAUGCUGGAUCCUCCACCAGGGGUACCGACGACCUUGGACGGAAGAAAUAUCCACCAAUCCCUGGAGACGGCACGGAUGAGCGGCGGGAGUACAUCAGGACGAGGAGAACGUCAGACAUCUCUUCCUCCCUUGUGGUCUAUCACGUUUGCCGCAUCUGCCUUCGUCCUCGAAGUGCGCGCUAUCAUCGUGAGCAUCCGAUCCCAAUCGAUGGCGUGCCGCCACCACCUGGCAUCUGUAGACGAUGUCGCGUCACUUCUGUGGACGAGUCAAAAUCAUUGGUGGACGUGGUGGAGCACCAUGAGAGCCAUGGACCAAAGAUAGGAGUCAAAAGUCUCGUGGUUGAUGAGGACUACCUGCCUGCUCGUGCAGCGAGAUCGAGACGUGUCAACUAUGACCUAGAUGAGGUUGAGUGGAGAGAGCUUGAGCCACCCCCGGCAGAGCAAUCGCCUCCACGUAAGAAAGAGUACAUCUACCGGCACAUUCUUGUCGCGGUUCCGCCACCUCCAAUUCAUCCACCUCCACCAACAGCCCCUCCGCAAAUGGCACAUCUACCAACGCCAGAUCCCCCAAAAGCACAGCCUCCAGAGCCAACAUUCAUCUACGUGCCGAAGCCCGACGUCAAGUCAACAGCACAGGAUGCAAUUGACUCGAUCAGCGAGAAGUCGGCCCACAGUUCAAGGCACACACGAUACGAGAUUCGCCAUGUCAAACAGAGUGCCCCCAAAGAGCCAUCGAUCUCCGAAGAAUCUGUUUCUCGGCAUAUUGAACACAAGAAGACCACGGCGCCAAAGGCAAGAGUUGAACUUGAAGUCCGAAGCUCUUAUGCAGUGAGCGAUGCUUCGAAACCGGAAUGGACAGAGAGCCAAAUUCAGAGGCUUGCAAGGGACGAAGUUGAGCGCUAUCGGCGAGCGGAGCGUAGCAUGGACGCACACGGCGAUGCUUAUGCGCAUGGUCGAAUGGUACCCGUGGAACGCGUGCCUGUCGUACCUGUCGAACGUCGUAUUGAGGCACAGCGGGAUAUCAAAGAAGAGAUGCCCUGGAAGAAGGAAGCAGUUGAAAAGCAGAGUCAACCAGCAUAUGCUAUGAGGGAAAGGGAAUACAGGGUCAGGUCAAAGAGCAAAGAUCGUGAGGAGGAGAUCCAUAUCACACGUAGGAGUGGGGCGAGACGGCAAGUGGAUGAUUUUCCAUCCUCGAAACCCGCGAGGCCACCACUUCCUUCUGAUACUUCGUCGGACAAGACCCGAUGGCCAGCGCAAGAAACCACAAAGUCGAUCUACGAGCAAGACACAACGUUCUUGAGGUGCUCUGGACAGCCGCAAUGGGGUGCAGGGGAUAGCAGCGGUGCAGAGGUGUUGCAAGCCAAGCAGAAGCAAGUACACAACGCCAAUGUGCAGCACAAGCAGACGAAAACCAGCCACUGGGUAGACUACGAACCCCCGCAACCAAAGACUCAGAUUUACGAGCGCGAAGUAGAGGUGGCGGAAUCAGGACUGGACUAUUCGAGAACUUCCAGACGUCCUGAAUAUCCAAAGAACCGCCAUGAAGAGCGAAUCACGAUGGAAUACGACCGCCGUGAUUCGGGCGUGGAUGGGCUGGCGCAGAUCCAGGGCAAGCAGAAGGCUCAGCAGCGCACUCAAGACGUCGAAUUGCCGUACCCACCUGAUGGCUUGAACCCGCCAGUCCCCAUGCCCUCACCUUCAUCCCACACUUCCAGACCUACAAAAAGCGCAAUGCGAAACGACAACGAAGACAGUGAGUACUACUACAAACUCCGCACAGUACAGCCUGCCGACGAAGCAACCUAUCUCCGGAGCGAGAGAGAUGGCAUAUACUAUAGGGAGGAUUCAGAGUAUUUGCACCGUCGCAAAGCAGCAGCAGCAGACCCGACGAUUUCAGAAGCACCGUCGGCAAAUCGAAAGAACAUAGGAGCACGGCGGCCAAGCGAUGUCUCUAGUCGAGUACGUUUCGCUAACAAAGUGGCGAUCUCACCGACACCUCCAGGGAGCGAUGCAAGUUCGGUACGAGAUCACCGCCAGGGCCAGGUGAAGGAGAAAGGUCCGGAGGGGGUGAUUGACUUUGCAUACGGGCGGAGAGGUGGCGCUCCAGGUCGUGUCGCCGUCGAAGAGUACGACUACCAUACUGAACAAGCUGCGAGAUACCCACCGCAGACCAAGUAUCGGAGGGAGGAACAGGGCGGCCCUAUGAGGCCAGAGCCUCGAGGUCGCCGGCCUUCUGGAGAUACCGAGACGGCCACUGCGCCAAUUACUCUUCCGGUGGACAUGCGGAUGCUGGCUCGAGCACAAAGUGAAUCUCCUUCGCGCGAGAAGCUCAUCGCAGCAGCCAGGCGUCGACGAGAGGACGGACUUGGACCGUACACAAUCGAGCAUGAACGUAGCGUCAGCCUCGAGGCAUAUGACGGCAGCAGUGUGGGUAGCGAUGCAGCACCUCCUAAGCACAAGCACCGUCGCGAGGACCGAGAGCGUGCUGGGCAACGAGGCAAGCGGUGA
Zasmidium cellare ATCC 36951 is the source of this 2592-nucleotide messenger RNA. RefSeq lists its product as uncharacterized. The transcript has a single exon. Lineage: Eukaryota; Fungi; Ascomycota; Dothideomycetes; Mycosphaerellales; Mycosphaerellaceae. Bases 1 to 2592 code for a protein of 863 amino acids. The record is from RefSeq and is a predicted model, not a curated record.